GAGUCCAGCAUCUCCAAACAGCUGGUGGACAAGAUGUACGAGAAGCGCAAGGCGGCUGCGCUCGAGCUAGAGAAGCAAAUACGCGAGUGUCACCAGCAAGGGGACCAGCGCCGUAUAAGCCAAAUUGUGGACCAACUGGUCGAGAUGUUCAGCAAUCCCUCAAACCCCCUACACGUACGAAAUGGAGGACUCAUUGGUCUUGCUGGUACUGCAAUUGCCUUGGGCGUGGAUAUCGCACCGUACAUGGAGAAGUUCGUCGAGCCGCUGCUCGUAUGCUUCAUGGAUCCGGAGAACCGAGUACGGUACUUCUCCGCGGAAUGCCUAUACAACAUCGCGAAGGUGUCCAAGGGCGAAAUUCUGGUGUACUUCAACCCCAUCUUCGACGCGCUCAGCAAGCUUGCUGCAGAUUCGGAAUUGUCCGUCAAGAACGGCGCAGAGCUCUUGGACCGCUUGCUCAAGGACAUUGUCGCAGAAACAGCAUCUGUCUACAUCCCCCAAUACCCCGAGACCGAAGCGGCUCGCCGGAGAGCAGACCAAAUGAAUGGCAUUCUGGUGCCCCAUCCAGACGAUGUCGCGAACGGCGCAGAUAUCGGUUCCGCGCGCAAGGCUUUCUCCCUGGCACACUUUAUUCCUUUGCUCUCUGACAGGAUAUACGUCGUCAACCCGUUCACACGAAGCUACCUGGUCUCCUGGAUCACUGUGCUUGAUUCAGUCCCAGAGCUAGAGCUGAUCACUUACUUGCCCGAAUUCCUCGACGGUCUUUUGAAAUAUCUCUCUGAUCCCACCGACGACGUCAGGGUGGCGACAGAAGGUCUUCUUGCUGACUUCCUCCGCGAAAUACGGGUCGUCACAAAUGUUCAAAAGCAUCAAGAGGAACAAGCGAAGGCCAAGCGAGAAGCGACUCUCGCGGAGUCAUUUCGACGCCACGAAGGAGAGAAGGAAAGGCUGCCUGACAUUACCAUGGACCAUCCAGAGCGCGGUGCUUUCAUCACCGAACACGAUGACGUCUUCGACAACGACCUUGAACACCAAGACGACAGGCAGGAAGAGCAGGAAGUCCGCGAAACCGGCACCUGGUUGCCUGGUCAGGGUGUAAGGAUCGACUAUGCGGCAAUUGUCGAGAUACUCUUGCAACAGCUAGACGACCAACAUGACGAAAUCCAGCAAUCGACCGCAUUGCGGUGGCUGUCCGAUUUCCUCAACAUCACACAGGAAGUCAUGAUACCCUUUACUCCCCGACUUAUCCUAGCUAUCCUCCCUAAUCUUGCGCACGAUGUCCACAUGAUACAAGCAGCAGCCGUACGGACGAACCAAGCCCUCAUGAACGUUAUUCAAUCAUUACCUUCUCCGCCUGACGCCGCACCUGGUCGGCAAGGUACAGACAAGUCCUCAUUGGCUUCCGUCGCCAUGCCCUCUUCACCCCCGCCUCCCGCCGCGCCUAGGCAGUCAACUUCCGGAAAGGACGCCUUUCCUAGUCGGGACAUCAGCUCGCCAGAAUCCACCCCGGAGACUGGGGGCUCACAGGUUGGUGGCUCCGACCGCGCCUCGUUAUCCACUCAACAGAAAGGACGCUCCGCCACGCUGUCAUCUGAGGCCGCCCGGCCUAUAACCACGUUCGAAGGCGUCGUCCAGCUUCAGAACAGCCGUCCAGCAUCACCGACGUCCGCUGUGAGCGUGCUCCAGCUACACCAGUCCCCAGAGUCGUCGAUGUUGCAGGAGAAAGAGCAGAUCGACUACCAGGCGACCGUCAACGCGCUGACCAUACAGUUCUUGAGCGAACACGAGGAGACGCGAGUUGCUGCGCUGAAGUGGCUAAUCAUGCUGCACCAGAAGGCGCCCAAGAAGAUCCUCGCUAUGGACGAUGGGACGUUCCCUGCGCUACUCAAGACAUUGUCCGACUCGUCAGAAGAGGUGAUCAAACAUGAUCUACAGCUUCUUGCGCAGAUCUCUUCCAGCUCGGAAGAAAGCUACUUUAAAUCUUUCAUGAACAAUCUCCUGGAACUGUUCAGCACGGACCGCGGACUACUCGACUCUCGAGGUAGUUUGAUCAUCCGACAGCUAUGCCUUAACCUCAAUACCGAACGAAUAUACCGGACGUUUGCGGAGAUCCUUGAGAAGGAAGAGGAUUUGGAGUUCGCCAGUGUGAUGGUGCAGAAGCUCAACAUGAUUCUCAUCACCUCGCCGGAGCUGGCCGACUUCCGAAGGAGACUGAAGAGUCUGGAGACACGGCAAGACGGGCAGGCGCUGUUCACGACAUUAUACAGAUCAUGGUGUCAUAAUGCUGUGGCGGUGUUCUCGCUAUGUCUGCUCGCACAGGCAUAUGAGCAUGCGUGCAAUCUGUUGUACAUCUUUGCCGACCUGGAAAUCACCGUACAGCUCCUCGUGCAAGUCGACAAGCUCGUACAGUUGAUAGAGUCCCCCGUCUUCACAUACCUCCGACUACAACUGUUAGAGCCCGAGAAAUACCCACACUUGUUCAAAUGUUUGUACGGGCUCCUCAUGCUACUCCCCCAAAGCUCCGCUUUCCACGCCCUUCGGAACCGCCUCGUCGCCGUCAACUCCGCGGGCUUCCUGCACAUAGCACCAAAGUCGACCGUCGGGAACCUAUCCUCGACGCGGUCCAAGCUCGGACGCGAAGAUAUUAAGUGGCAGGAGCUCCUCCAGCACUUCCGCACCGUGCAGAUCAAACACGAGAAGGCACGCCGUCAGGCGCUCGGCAGCGCAGACUCCAUGUCCUUCCCGCCCCCCUACGCCAACGGCGCUGACAAGCCGCCCUCCCCACCCUCCGGCAGCGGUGGCGGCGCGACGAGCCCAACCCCAGGGCCCACUAUCGGCCCGGUCCCGACACCGACACGGCGGAAGGUGACGGGGGGCGAUGGCCCGCUGCGGCCACCAUCGCGCACGGGAGGCGUGCUGUCCCCUUUGAAUCCACGGGCGCGCGGGGGGAGCGCCCUCGCGAACUCGCUCGCGGGAGGGGCGGGGCAGCAGCAGCCGCCUGGGAGCCCGACGGGCCAGACACAGUUGCAGACGAAGACCGCUGUGCGACGGAGGUGAAGAUGGACACCGGGGUGUUACGGUAGUACAUAUAGUAUUAUUGCGAUUGGUUGUAUUCUUCGCGCGUCCACUCUCACGUCGAUUAUGCGAUAUGGAC
This is a messenger RNA of Trametes versicolor FP-101664 SS1, 3151 nucleotides long. Its product is annotated as ARM repeat-containing protein. The transcript has 13 exons. Gene Ontology annotation, biological process: positive regulation of kinase activity; phosphatidylinositol biosynthetic process. Gene Ontology annotation, cellular component: fungal-type vacuole membrane; endosome membrane; PAS complex. The coding region runs from base 34 to 3054 and encodes 1006 amino acids. Lineage: Eukaryota; Fungi; Basidiomycota; Agaricomycetes; Polyporales; Polyporaceae. The record is from RefSeq and is a predicted model, not a curated record.